UUGCAGAGGCUAAUAGGCCAUAUUCAGUUUGUUGAUGUAUCAUUUCAUUAUCCUGCAAGGAGUUUGAUGCCUGUUCUAGAACACUUAAACUUCUCUGUAAAAGCAAAUGAAGUCAUUGCCAUUGUUGGUCUGAGUGGCAGUGGAAAGAGCACGUUAAUCAACCUUUUACUUCGCCUGUAUGAGCCUUGUAGUGGUCAGGUAUGUAUUGAUGGUUUCCCUCUCAAGGAGUUGGACAUUAGAUGGCUGAGGCAGAACAUUGGAUAUGUUGCGCAGGAACCGCAUAUCUUUCAGAUGGACAUAAAGUCGAACAUAGAGUAUGGUUGCCCUAAGAACUUAAAUGAAGAAGAUAUUAUAAAGGCAGCAAAACUGGCUUAUGCCCAUGACUUUAUUUCCUCACUUCCUAAUGCACUUAGUGGUGGACAAAAGCAGCGAAUUGCCAUUGCGAGGUCCAUUAUCAGAGACCCAGUUAUUAUGAUUCUGGACGAACCAACCAGUGCCUUGGAUUCUGAAAGUGAGCAUUAUAUCAAGGAGGUGUUGUAUACAUUGAGAAAUGAAAAUAAAUCAAGAACCAUCAUUAUCAUUGCACAUAGGCUUUCUACUGUAAAAGCUGCUGACCGAAUCGUUGUUAUGGAUAAUGGUCGAAUUAUUGAGAUGGGUAACCAUGAAGAGCUUUUGGUCAAAGAUGGGCUCUAUGCCAAGUUAAAUAAAAUUCAAGCUGAUGUAUUUUAAUUUGAUUCAAUUUGUUUUGGCAAGGGCAAGAAAUUAACUUGUUAAGAAUUCUCUAUUGCUUAUUACAAUAGUAAUUAUUGAUAUCAUGGUAGAUGUUUGAAUUGAAUGACAGUAACAAUAUAACAUUUAAAAUUUGAGUAGGAUUAAAAUUCUAGACAUUUUGCAAUAGCAAGAAAAAAAAUCCAUUUUUUUUUGCCAAAACUUAUUUAUUUAAGGUGGGAAACUAGAGAUGUUCCAUGGACCUCCUAUUUCAUUU
Vicia villosa (hairy vetch) is the source of this 985-nucleotide messenger RNA. RefSeq names its product ABC transporter B family member 26, chloroplastic-like. The record is from RefSeq and is a predicted model, not a curated record. Gene Ontology annotation, molecular function: ATP hydrolysis activity; ATPase-coupled transmembrane transporter activity; ATP binding. The transcript is spliced from 8 exons. Bases 67 to 729 code for a protein of 220 amino acids. NCBI's taxonomy places the organism in Eukaryota, Viridiplantae, Streptophyta, Magnoliopsida, Fabales, Fabaceae.